This is a messenger RNA of Prionailurus viverrinus (fishing cat), 3486 nucleotides long. It is a transcript of the gene TMEM63A, whose product is annotated as transmembrane protein 63A. Lineage: Eukaryota; Metazoa; Chordata; Mammalia; Carnivora; Felidae. Gene Ontology annotation, molecular function: nucleic acid binding; calcium-activated cation channel activity. Bases 430 to 2859 code for a protein of 809 amino acids. Gene Ontology annotation, cellular component: plasma membrane. The transcript has 25 exons. The record is from RefSeq and is a predicted model, not a curated record.
CUUUUCGGGGGCGGGACCCGCCGGUCAGGUGCAGCCGCCGCGCGGGCGCCGCAGGGAGGACUGCACAUCCAUGAAGGAGGGCCUCCUCCCCAGCCCGCGAGGCUGCCCUGUGCUGGCUGUGUCCCCAGCGUCCUGUUGGGGAAAGUGCAGGGGAGCUGGCCCUGGAGGGAGCGCGACCUUUCAGCAGAGUUUGGACGCCAUGUGUGUCCAGCGCAGGGACAGUCCACGAUCGAGCUGAAAGGGAGGCCUGGAAAGGCCGUGCGGCCCGGUCCUGGGGUCGGGAGAGCCCAGCAGGAAGUGAGUGGCAGGCCUGAGGCAGCUUGGGAGGCGGCCGGGACUGUUCCUGUCUCUGCCGGCACUGGCUGAGGACCUCGCCCAGGGACUCGCCCGCAGUCCUUCCUUCCCUGGGCGUCUGGGCGAAGGGGCACGAUGAACAACUCCCUGAUCCUGGAGCUGUGGCCGUCCAAGGCGGUGUCCGUGCGUGAGCGGCUGGGCAUCGGGGACCAGCCCAACGACUCGUACUGCUACAACACGGCCAAAAACAGCACCGUGCUCCAGGGGGUCACCUUCGGGGGCGUCCCCACCGUCCUGCUCAUAGACGUCAGUUGCUUCCUGUGUUUGAUCUUGGUGUUUUCCAUCAUAAGAAGGAGAUUCUGGGAUUAUGGCCGUAUCGCCCUGGUGUCAGAAGCAGACAGCGACUCCAGGUUCCAGAGACUGUCAUCGUCAUCCUCUUUUGGGCAACAAGAUUUUGAAAGCGAGCUGGGAUGCUGUCCCUGGCUGACUGCCAUCUUCCGUCUGCACGAUGACCAGAUUCUGGAGCGGUGUGGGGAGGACGCCAUCCACUACCUGUCCUUCCAGAGACACGUCAUCUUCCUGCUGGUGGUCGUCAGCUGCUUGUCCCUGUGCGUCAUCCUGCCCGUCAACCUCUCGGGUGAUUUGCUGGACAAAGACCCUUACAGCUUUGGGAGGACGACCAUCGCAAACCUGCAGACGGACGAUGACCUCCUUUGGCUGCACACCGUCUUUGCCGUCGUCUAUCUCCUCCUCACCGUGGGCUUCAUGAGACACCACACCCGGUCCAUCCAGUACCAGGAGGAGAACUCGGUGAGGCGGACCUUGUUCAUCACGGGACUCCCCCGAGACAGCAAGAAGGAGACGGUGGAGUCCCACUUCCGGGACGCGUAUCCCACGUGUGAAGUGGUGGACGUACAGUUGUGCUACGACGUGGCCAGGCUGAUUCACCUGUGCAGGGAGAGGAAGAAGACAGAAAAGAGCCUGACCUAUUACACGAACCUGCGGGCGAAGACAGGCCAGUGGACCCUCAUCAACCCCAGGCCCUGCGGCCAGUUCUGCUGUUGCAAAGUGCCGGGGUGCGAGUGGGAGGAUGCCGUCUCCUACUACGCGCGCAUGAGGGACAGGCUGCUGGAGAGGAUCGCGGACGAGGAGCGCCGGGUGCAGGAGCGGCCCCUGGGCAUGGCCUUCGUCACCUUCCGGGAGAAGUCCAUGGCCACCUACAUCCUCAAAGACUUCAACGCCUGCAAGUGUCAGAGCCUCCGGUGCAAAGGCGAGCCCCAGCCGUCCUCCUGCAGCGCGGAGCUCCGUAUCUCCAAGUGGACGGUCUCCUUUGCCACGUACCCCGAGGACAUCUGCUGGAAGAACCUCUCCGUCCAGGGCUUCCGCUGGUGGCUCCAGUGGCUGGGCAUCAACUUCACUCUAUUCGUGGGGCUCUUCUUCCUGACCACCCCCGCCAUCAUCCUGUCCACCAUUGACAAGUUCAAUGUCACCAAACCCAUCCGUGAGCUCAACGACCCGGUCAUCAGUCAGUUUUUCCCGACCCUCCUCCUGUGGUCCUUCUCAGCCCUGCUCCCCACCAUCGUCUACUACUCCACGCUGCUGGAGUCUCACUGGACCAAGUCAGGAGAAAACGAGAUCAUGAUGUCCAAGGUCUAUAUAUUCUUGAUCUUCAUGGUGCUGAUCCUGCCGUCCCUCGGCCUCACCAGUCUGGAUUUUUUCUUCCGCUGGCUCUUUGACAAAACUUCCUCCGAAGCCUCUAUCAGGUUGGAGUGCGUCUUCCUGCCCGACCAGGGCGCCUUCUUUGUGAACUACGUCAUCGCCUCGGCCUUCAUUGGCAACGGCAUGGAGCUGCUGCGGCUGCCGGGCCUGGUCCUCUACACCUGCCGCAUGGUCGUGGCCAAGACGGCCGCCGACCGCAGGAACAUCAAGCAGAACCAGGCCUUCCAGUACGAGUUCGGAGCCAUGUACGCGUGGAUGCUGUGCGUCUUCACCGUCAUCAUGGCCUACAGCAUCACCUGCCCCAUCAUCGCGCCCUUCGGCCUCACCUACAUCCUGCUCAAGCACCUGGUGGACCGUCACAACCUGUACUUCGCCUACCUCCCGGCCAAGCUGGAGAAAAGGAUCCACUUAGCGGCCGUCAACCAGGCCUUGGCCGCCCCCAUCUUGUGCCUCUUCUGGCUCUAUUUCUUCUCCUUCCUGCGCCUGGGUCUGAAGGCCCCCCUCACCCUGUUCACCUUCCUGGCCGUCCUGCUCACCAUCCUGGUCUGCCUGGCCUACACCUGCUUCGGAUGCUUCAAGCACCUCAGCCCUCUGAACUACAGGACGGAAGAAUCGGCCAGCGACAAAGGGAGCGAGGCCGAGGCCCACAGGCCACCGCCGUUCACGCCCUACGUGCCCCGGAUUCUGAGCGGCUUGUCCUCGGAGAGAACGGCCCUGUCCCCACAGCAUCAGCAGACUUAUGGCGCCGUCUGUGACAUCAGUGGGACCGUCCUGGGGCAGUGUCCCGCCCAGGGCCUUGCGGACAGCGACAGUGACAGCAGGCCGGCUGCCUACCAGGAGGCCUGAGGGCGGCCGGGCCAGGCUCCGAGGACGUAGAGGAGGAGACCCAGGUGGAAAAGUGGCUUGACUCGGGCCCCAACCAGGCCCAGGACUACUUUGACCUGUGUGAAGCACACCUGCUCUGGGAAGACGGACCCAGAAAGGUUCCCCGGGCCCUUGGUCGAGGAAGACAGGGCGGGGCCGCCACGCAGGGAACGGCGGCCUUUCUGGUCACAGCAGCGGGGAGGGGGGCCGGUGCGUGCGGGGGACUCUGUGCGUCUCCGGGUCCCCCUUCUGCAUAAAUGUCCCGGCUCUGUAGCUGGGACACAUCCCUGGUGACUCCGCAGGACCACAUGUGGGAACGGUGCCCCAGCAGCCCCUGCGGCUGUCCCAGGUACCCGGGAGGACACAGCGGAGGACUGCUCCUCUGUGAGGACGGACUGCCCACCACUUCUGGGCACACACCCAGCUGAUAACCAAAGAGCCUGCGCGCAGCUCCGGGCGGGUUCCUUCCAGACCCCCCCAUCCCCGCAUCCAGCCGUCUCCCACCCAUGGGGGCUGCACCGCGGGAGCAGGGAGGGGCCAGGCUCCUUGUUUCUGUAUCACAAGGGCAGGAGGACCACGAAUAAAGCGCUCAUUCGGCCAGACUGGUGA